Molecule: messenger RNA, 2565 nt
Organism: Spirodela intermedia
Lineage: Eukaryota; Viridiplantae; Streptophyta; Magnoliopsida; Alismatales; Araceae
Source: the annotation of a GenBank genome assembly
AUGGACCUGACACUGGCGGCGGGAUUCCCCUCUCUCCGGCCAUCCUCCGCCGCGCGGGAGGCGAAUCUCACCUUCCCAAGGGCAUCCCUUUCUUCACCCGCCACCGUCUCCCACCGCCAGCAGCAGCGGCCGCCGCUGGCGAUAUCUUCUGAACUCUCGCCGUUCAACCAGAGGAUAGAAGCUCUCUGCAGAAAUGGGAACCUCCACGGUGCUUUGCAGCUCCUCCGGGAUUCUCCCGCCGGCCGGCGGCGGUCGGAGGCCACCGCCGUCCUCCUCCAGGCCUGCGGCGACCAGGGAGCUCUCGACGUCGGCCGGCAGGUCCACAGAAUCAUGAGCUCGGAGGGGUUAAUGGCGGAUUCCGUCCUCACUACCCGUCUCGUCACGAUGUACGCCACCUGCGGCUCCUCCGGCGAGUCCCGCGCCGUCUUCGACAGCCUGGAGAGCAGGAAUCUCUACCACUGGAACGCGCUCAUCAGCGGGUACUCGAGAAACGAGCUCUGGGAGGAGGCGAUGGAGGCCUUCACGAGGAUGCUCUUCACGACCGAUCUACAACCGGAUGGCUUCACUCUACCCUGCGUCCUCAGGGCCUGCGCCAGGGUUUCCUCCAUGGAAGCGGGAAAGCGCAUUCAUGGAGUCGCCGUGAAGAUAGGGCUGGACUGCGACGCAUUCGUCUGCAAUUCCUUGAUCUCUAUGUACUCGCGAUGCGGGCGUAUAGGUGAGGCACUCCAGUUGUUCGAUCUUAUGCCUCAGAGAAACCUCGUCUCUUGGAACACCAUGCUCCGUGGGCUCUCAGAGGUCGGCCUCGCUGAAGACUGUCUCCAUCUCUUCCGACAGCUGCUCCUCAGUGAAGAAGAAGAAGAAGCUCUGCACCCAGAUGAUGCGACCUUGGUCUCGGUGCUGCCCAUUUGUGCAGCAGAAGGGUUGAUCGAGAUGGGGAGGUUGAUUCAUGGCCUGGGACUGAAACUGGGCCUGAUUCGUCAUCUUAGGGUAAGCAACUCACUGAUCGACAUGUAUGCCAAAUGCGGACGCCUCGUGGAAUCUCAGUCACUGUUCAGGGAGCUCGACCAGAGGAACGAGGUCUCCUGGAACACCAUGAUCGGCGGGUUCUCCAGGAGCGGAGAGGUACGUAAAACCUUCGAACUGGUCAGAGAAAUGGCCGCCAGCACGGAAGAAGCCAUGGACGAGAUCACCAUCUUGAACGCCUCCACGGCCUGCUCAGAGCCCGCCAUGAUCCAAACCUUGAAGGAGCUCCAUGGAUACGUCAUCAGAAACGGGAUCCAAUCCAACGAUCUUCUCUCUAAUGUCCUGAUCGCUGCUUACUCGAAGUGCGGGUCCUCCAGGACGGCGGAGGAGAUCUUCUUCGCCAUGGAAACCAAGACGGUGAGCUCCUGGAAUGCCCUAAUGGGCGGCUACGCUCAGAACGACGACCCGCAGAGGGCGGUGGAUUUACACAUCCAAAUGGUCUCAUCGGCGCUCCGGCCGGACAAGUUCAGCGUCGGCAGCCUCCUCUCGGCCGCCGCCCGCCUGAGAUAUCUCCGGGGAGGAAGGUCCUCCCAUGGCUUCAUCCUUCGGAACGGGUUCCAAGACGACUCCUUUAUCGUUGUCUCCUUGCUCUCCUUCUACCUCCAAUGCGGGGAAGUGGGUUCUGCAGAGAUCAUUUUCAACAGGAUGGGGGAGAGAAGCUCCGUGGCGUGGAACGCCAUGAUCUCUGGCCUCGCCCAGAACCAGCUUUCUGGCGAGGCCCUCUGCUACUUCCGCCGGAUGCUGGCGGAGGGCCGCCGGCCCUCCGCCAUCGCCGCCACGGGUGUCCUCACGGCGUGUGGGCAGCUGUCGGCUCUGAGACAAGGGAAGGAGCUGCACUGCUUCUCUCUGAAGGCGGACCUCUCCGUGGACUCCUUCGUGGGCAGCUCAAUCAUCGACAUGUACGCCAAGUGCGGCGCCAUUGACGCCUCCCGCAGAUUCUUCGACGGGUUUCAGAAGAAGGACGUGGUCUCCUGGAAUGUGAUGAUAAUGGGGUACGGAAUCCAUGGACAAGGGCUCGAAGCUGUGGAGCUACUGGAGCGGAUGGAGGAGGUGGGACCGCCGCCGGAUUCCGCCACCUUCCUCGGGCUGCUGGUGGCCUGCAACCAUGCCGGCAUGGUGGCUGAAGGACUUAGAUACUUCGAGGAGAUGAAGACGAAGCACAGGGUGGAGCCGAAGAUGGAGCACUACGCCUGCAUGGCGGACAUGCUGGGGAGGGCCGGCAGGUUGGAGGAGGCGGCGACGGUGGCGAAGGAGAUGCCGGCGGAGCCCGACGGCCGCCUGUGGAGCUCCCUGCUCGGCGCCUGCAGGAACCAUGGCGACGUAGAGAUGGGGGAGAAGAUCGCAGCGAGGUUGCUGGGGAUGGAACCGCAGAAGGCGGAGCACUACGUGCUGGCCUCGAACCUUUUCGCCGCCUCAGGGAGGUGGGACGAGGUGCGCAGCGUGAGGAAGACAAUGAAGGAGAUGGGCCUGAGGAAGGAACCCGGAUGUAGCUGGAUCGACGUCGAUGGUAAGCUGUACGAGUUCGUUGCAGGAGAUUUCUGA